Molecule: messenger RNA, 858 nt
Organism: Camelina sativa (false flax)
Lineage: Eukaryota; Viridiplantae; Streptophyta; Magnoliopsida; Brassicales; Brassicaceae
Source: RefSeq, a predicted model, not a curated record
AUGAAAUCCCGUAACAAGAAGAUGUUCAAAGUCGGACCAAUGGGGUCGAAACUUUAUUAUAAUACAUAUUGGAAUUGGAACGAGAAGGGAGGCAACAUGAUCUCUAGUAUAUAUCUUGCCUUGGGCAAAGACGCCAUAUAUAGUAUUCAGUUUAGGUAUUUUCAGAACGGAGGUCAUGUCAUGUCUAAAAAGUACGGUUCGUCCGAGAAAGGUGAAUCCCACGAAAUAGUGAGACUAAAUUCCGAUGAGUAUGUGACCGGGUUGAGUGCAAUUGAUUGCAUUGGGAUAACGUCUUUGAUUAUUCACACUAAUCAGGGGAAACACGGGCCGUAUUGUGAUAGAUUUUCAUCAUCGAUGUAUAUGAAAGAGGAAUAUGAGACGAAAAUUGAUGUGGGGAUUUAUGAUCCUCGUGAGUUUGGUGGUUUCUUUGGGUCUUUUGAUGACUCUGGCAAGCUGACUUCCAUCGGCAUGUAUGUGUGUCCCAUUACAAGGUUCAAUGACGCACCCCUCGGAAGCAACUACAAAGUCACCGAAGUCACCGAUGAUGAUGACGACGACCAACCCACUCUCUACCAAUCAUAUGAUGAUCCUUUAGCCACAGUCAACCAUAAUGGGACGCGUGAAUAUCAGAUGCCUCAUGAUCAUGUCAAGGCCAUCGCUCAUAAGCCCAAGUACGAAGACAAGAUGAGUCUCUACCAAUCAUCUGAUCGUCUAGCCAGAAGCACUAACAAUCGGACACUUGAGUAUCAAAUGCCUCAUGAGUUCUCCGAUGGUUAUCAUGUCAAGCCCUUUGGUCGUACGCCUAAACUCAAAGAUGGAAUAUUCUCCAAGUUGGGGCGCCUUUUCAUUUGUGCAUGA